Messenger RNA from Daldinia loculata, 896 nucleotides. Its product is annotated as Sybindin-like protein. Gene Ontology annotation, biological process: endoplasmic reticulum to Golgi vesicle-mediated transport. The transcript has 3 exons. Gene Ontology annotation, cellular component: TRAPP complex. The record is from RefSeq and is a predicted model, not a curated record. Lineage: Eukaryota; Fungi; Ascomycota; Sordariomycetes; Xylariales; Hypoxylaceae. Bases 257 to 748 code for a protein of 163 amino acids.
CGGCACGCUCAGAUAGGUACCUGGGUACUUAAAUAUCUCAGGGACUCUUAGGAGAAACUUCGGUUAUUUUGACUUUGUUCAGCGACUAAGUUGCCAAGGCCUCAGUCAGAGCUGUACAUACAUAGGGAAGUGAUCGUGUGCUAUGAUCUCAUACCAACAUUGAAAGGGCCAUGAACACGUAUUCCUUAAUGAGAUAUGAGCAAAGAAAAGACCAAAUCCAAAUAAAAUCAAAGCCCUCAUUAAUUAUCUCUGUACGAUGGGCGUACUAGCUCUCAUUGUCAUCAACAAGGCCGGCGGUCUCAUCUACAACCGCACCUUCGGGGAUGGCCUGAACCAGCUGAACACAAAUGACUACCUCGUACUUGCUGGUACUUUCCACGGAGUCCACGCCAUCACAGCCCGUCUCAACCCGCUGAAAGGGCUUAUGAAUGCCCAACACCAGCAGCAAGCGAUGUUAACAGCGGGCGGCGUGCCGAUACCAAGCCGGCCGGAUCCGCCCUCGGGUCUCGAGGUCAUGGAGACGGAGAACUUCCGGUUACAGUGCUUCACCACGUUGACAGGCACCAAGUUCCUGUUGUUCACAGAUACGAUGCAGACCAACGUGGACAUAACCAUACGCAAGAUCUACGACUUGUAUUCCGACUACGUCAUGAAGAACCCUUUCUACCAGCUAGAAAUGCCUAUCCGCUGCGAAACCUUCGACAGGAAGCUAAACUCGUAUAUCAGGGAGAUUAACAACUCCCGAUAAUACAGAGGCUUACUAGUAGUAGGUAUUACGGAUUUCUCUUACGGACUCACCUUUAGGCAUAGGGGGAGGGAUCUGGCGACUUUGACGGGGCGGAAUUAGGAAGGCUUAGCUAUCUAGAGUUGCAUCACGGCAUGGCGUUUGGAGUUAA